This is a messenger RNA of Ochotona princeps (American pika), 1159 nucleotides long. RefSeq names its product NSL1 component of MIS12 kinetochore complex (gene NSL1). The record is from RefSeq and is a predicted model, not a curated record. Lineage: Eukaryota; Metazoa; Chordata; Mammalia; Lagomorpha; Ochotonidae. Gene Ontology annotation, biological process: mitotic sister chromatid segregation. The transcript is spliced from 6 exons. Gene Ontology annotation, cellular component: kinetochore; MIS12/MIND type complex. Bases 16 to 864 code for a protein of 282 amino acids.
GUUCAAACUGGAAAAAUGGCGGGGGUUCCCGAAGCUGUGGUGGCCGGCCCUCGGCAGGACGAAGCGCUGGUGGCCGCCCCAACCAGCCCGGGUCCGGGCCCCGCCGCCUCCCGAGAGGACCUCCGGGUGCGCUGCACGUCCAAGCGGGCCGUGAUGGAGGUGCUGGAACUCUGCAGCAGCUUGGUGCAGAAGCUCGGGGACGCGCUGCCGGCGGAAGUUCGGGAGCCUGUGGUGCGAGACCUGCAGUGGACUUUUGAAUCAGCGGUGCAGGAGAAUGUCAGCAUUAAUGGACAAACAUGGCAGGAAGCUUCCGAUAAUUGUGUUAUGGAUUCUGACAUCAAAAUGCUUGAAGAUCAGUUUGAUGAAGUCAUAGUUGAUUUAACAACAAAGCGUAAGCAGUAUCCCAGAAGGAUCCUUGAAUGUGUCAUCAAAACCAUAAAAGCACAGCAUGAAAUUCUGAAGCAGUACCACCCUGUUGUGUAUCCGUUGGACCUAAACUAUGACCCUGAUCCAGCUUCUCGUAUGGGGCAUCUGAAACAUAGAGGAGAAGCCAUUGCUAAGGAGAUCAGCGAGGCAAUGAAGUCCUUGCCUGUGUUAAUUGAACAAGGAGAUGGAUUUUCCCAAGUUUUAAAAAUGCAGCCUGUUAUCCAGCUCCAGAGGGUCCACCAAGAAGUCUCCUCCAAUUGUUACGGGAGAUCAGACGCUCAGCCUGAGAGCUUCAUAGCCAAAAUAGAAAGCACGCCGACAGAGGCUGCUUCCAGGAAGCCCUCUGACGUGGUGCUGAAGAGAAAGCGGCCUGCAGACUGCGCCCAGAGCAAGCGGUACCCUCGGCGACCCAAGAAGAUUCAUCUUGACACAUCAUAAGCUCCUCGUGUUUACAUUAGGAUUUGGACAUAGGCACUGGCAGCGUUUAGAUUACAGCCCAGGGUUUGGACAGGACUUUACCUAACACAACCAGUAACUCUUGUACUAGUGAUUCACUGGAAUAUGAUGUCACAGUUUUCAUUCCUCACCAUUUCCUCUGUAGUAGAUGAGAAGCAUGUACUUCGAAUCUUGGCACAAAGCUCAUUCAUGUGUGGUAGAAGUGUGUGGGCUUGCCUUGCUGCAUCUGUGGAAUUUCCUAGCAGCACGCCGUGUUGGGUUCCCUGGUGGUGCGGUG